ACUCCUCCCCAAGGUGCCAGGGGUAUAUCUACCUUUCUAUGUUCCCACAUCGCAAUCACAUCCCUGAUCAUCCCAGAGACAACUUCUCGACCAUCAUCAGCAGAAGAAUCUUCAAGCCAUGGCAUCAAUGGGUCUGCAAGUCUUGGGCAUUGCCCUCUCUAUAAUAGCAUGGCUCGGUACUAUGGUCACCUGCGCUCUCCCUAUGUGGAGGGUGACUGCCUUCAUCGGGAACAACAUCGUGGUGGCCCAGGUCAUGUGGGAAGGACUAUGGAUGAACUGCGUGGUGCAGAGCACAGGGCAGAUGCAGUGCAAGGUGUAUGACUCCUUGCUUGCCCUUCCCCAGGACCUCCAGGCAGCCAGAGCCCUGAUUGUCAUCGCCAUCGUGGUGGCUGUCCUGGGAGUGCUCUUUUCCAUCAUCGGAGGCAAGUGCACCAACUGCGUGGAAGAUGAGUCUUCCAAAGCCAAGAUCAUGAUCGUGAGUGGCAUCGUCUUCCUUGUGGCCGGAGUCCUAACUCUGAUCCCUGUCUCCUGGUCUGCCAACAACAUCAUCCGAGACUUCUACAACCCCCUGGUGGUGGAGGCUCAGAAGAGAGAGCUGGGGGCAUCUCUGUACAUCGGCUGGGCAUCAGCCGCCUUGUUCCUCCUGGGUGGUGGCAUGCUGUGCUGCAACUGCCCACCAAGGGACCAGAAGCCCUAUUCUGCCAAAUACUCCGCAGCACGAUCUGGACCAGCCAGCAACUACGUGUAAUCAGCCUAGAAGGACAACAACUGCCUUGUCCAUGAGCCAACACAGGACACAAGGACCUUGAACCUUUAAUCAGCAUCUCGUUUCACGCUCCUUCGUUUUGAUACAAACUUUGGACUUGCCAUCUGGAAAGAUCAGUGUGACUUUGGCUGUGUGUGUUUUAUUUUUAUUUUUUUGAGACUCAACUGAACAAGCCUAGACAAGGGACACUU
Molecule: messenger RNA, 957 nt
Organism: Nanorana parkeri
Lineage: Eukaryota; Metazoa; Chordata; Amphibia; Anura; Dicroglossidae
Product: claudin-4-like
Exons: 1
Coding region: 119-748 (209 amino acids)
Biological process (GO): bicellular tight junction assembly; cell adhesion
Cellular component (GO): plasma membrane; bicellular tight junction
Molecular function (GO): structural molecule activity
Source: RefSeq, a predicted model, not a curated record